Jatropha curcas is the source of this 822-nucleotide messenger RNA. Its product is annotated as thylakoid lumenal P17.1 protein. Lineage: Eukaryota; Viridiplantae; Streptophyta; Magnoliopsida; Malpighiales; Euphorbiaceae. The record is from RefSeq and is a predicted model, not a curated record.
GUCGAAAAUGGCAGGACCAAACCAGUAGUAAAACAUAAACGAGAGACUGACUCCACUCCACAUAUCCCCCCUCUCUAUCCAUGGCUGCUUUUUUUUCUUGCCGUUCUAUCCACUGUUUCUCGUCUCUCUUUCCUUCCCCUUCUUCUUCGCUUCCAACUACUCAUUUUCUUCCACAAUUUCUCUCAGCAAAACCAGAAUUCCCCUCUCUUUCCCGUUUCUGCUGCAGCCACGGAGAAUUCCUUGACCGACCCACAAAUUUCUUUCUCCACCCAAUUUUCUUGUUCAGUGGCUUCGAAAGGCCUUUGGAUACCCAAACUGCUCUCGCAACAGUCAGUGUCCUUGCCGCCAUUUCUCUCUCCCUCUUCUUGGGCCUCAAGGGAGAUCCUGUGCCUUGUGAUAGGUGCGCCGGAAAUGGCGGCACAAAAUGUGUGUUUUGCAAUGAUGGCAAGAUGAAGCAAGAAACAGGACUGGUAGAUUGUAGGGUGUGCAAGGGUGCAGGAUUAAUACUAUGCAAGAAAUGUGGAGGUUCUGGAUAUUCUAGACGCCUAUGAGCUUGAGUUCAGCUCUGCAGUCUGCACCAAUCACAUAUUUUUGACCCAGAAACAAAUUUACUGAAGCUUCAAUUCUUUGCCAGACCUUGUUUUAUUCUUUUUCCCCCUCUAUAUUCUGUAAAUUAUUUCCCUUCCCUUGUGUCCAAUUUGUGAUUAUAAUGAAGUCUCCAUGACUGUAAUGUUACUGACUCUAAUACAACUCUUUGUUUGAAUUUGACAUCAAUCAAUUUUUAAAGCCAUCUCCAGCUGGUUAGAUAAUUUCCAAAGAAAA